GUCUAGCUACCCAUGUUAGUCUUGACCCAUCAUGUCCUGGUAUGGUGAUGGAGAUGCCACAGAGAAUGGUGGCCUGUUUUGCGUGGCCUGCGGCCUUCCGGGCGCCGAGUGGCGCUGUGCGCGGUGCAAGGCACCCUACUGCUCUGCCCCGUGCCAAAAGGGCGACUGGAAGCAGCACCGGGCGACCUGUGCCGGGAAGAGCGAAUCUCGUGACCUGAAGUGCCUUUUGCAGCCCUGCAGCUUUAGUAGCUGGAAGGAUUUGGGGCGAGGUGACCAGCUCCUGAAACUGAAGAAGAAGGAGUGCUUUGGUCUUGCCCUGCUGGAAGCUCUGCAGAAGAUGCCAGCCUGGCGAUUAGAGCCCGUGAAUGGGCGCUGCGUGGUCUGGAUCCUGGGAGCGCGAGAUGGCAUUGAGAAACGGCAGAUUCUGGAAGGUGGCUGGCACCGGCUGCUGUCUUGCCUGGACGUUGGUUGGGACAUCGUUCUCAUCGGCCCAGAGAUGGAAGAGGACAAGGCAGUCUUGGUGCACAACGGCACCAGGGUUUUCACCUUUGCAAUGCUGCUCCAUGAGAUCGAGUUGCCCGAACAUCUGCAAAAGCCAAGCUUCGUUUGUGCCUUCAACUCAGGUGUGGGAGCCAGCGUCCCAUUGCAUAUGAAGUCCUGGAUUCCAACGCUGGUGCUCCUCCUCCGCUUGAAGCUGCCUUUAUUGUUCACUUGCUUUGGUCUCCAUGAAGCUCGCUUGGAAGCCUCGCUCUUCGAGGCUCUAGAAGUGAACUUCACCAAGCACCAGGAGGGCCACUUCGGCCAUGUCCUGGAAGCGGAUAAACCUCUGAGCGUUUGCAACGCCAUGUUCACCUGGCUGCAGGGCAGCAAGCUUGAGGAGGACGGCUUGGCGAACGCCGCUGAAGCGGUUCAGAAGCAAAUCGAGGCGUGCCAGCUCUUCCAGUUCCUGAAAGAGAUGCGGAGCCACAGGUUGAUCCUGUCGGAUCCGGAUCGCUCGGCGCACACGGGCUGGGCGGAGAUGUACGAUGGUCGCUUUGUCCCAGCCUUGAAGCAUGCCUUGGAGGAGGAUGACGAUGAGAAGGGGGGCAUUCAGCAGAUUGUACGCUGUGCCAUGAAGACCGUGGCUGCUGCGUGCGAGGUGCCUUGCUGCGCCCGGCUCUUCCGACGCUUGGGUCUGGAGGCGCUGCAGCGCUUCGGGCGCUGGGCGGCUGAAGCAGAGUGGACCCGACAUCAGUGGGUGCGAGAGGAGGUACAGGCAUGGCUGCAGGAUGCACAGCGCUAUUUGGAUCGGACAGCAUCGUUUCCCGAUUUGGACGCCAUCAGCGAGGAUCAGGAGACGAUCCUCUUCCACGCGCGCCUGGAGGUCCGAAGAGCGACGCCACUCUGGGCGGCACCGGAGCGCCGCACGAGCUCUCCGUUGGGAACGGUCGGAAAGGGACAGAUACUACAAGCACAAGCGCUCAAAGGUCUUUGGGUUCGUGUGAGCCACCGGGACAACGAGCAGCGGGAGCGCUCCUGCUGGCUGCAUGGGUAUGAUGAGGAGCAUGGUCAUGUUUGCGAUAUCACCUUUUGGGAUUUUAGCCGCUUUACCCGCGCGGAAGCAGCAAAAAGAAUCGAAGACGCUUCUCUUGUGGCGGGGCGCGCGCGCGAACUGGCGACCAGCUGGAGACGUGCUGUUGAAGGUGCUUCGGAUUUGAUGAGAUGA
This is a messenger RNA of Durusdinium trenchii, 1705 nucleotides long. NCBI's taxonomy places the organism in Eukaryota, Dinophyceae, Suessiales, Symbiodiniaceae. The record is from the annotation of a GenBank genome assembly.